Fimicolochytrium jonesii is the source of this 939-nucleotide messenger RNA. RefSeq lists its product as uncharacterized. The coding region runs from base 139 to 798 and encodes 219 amino acids. The record is from RefSeq and is a predicted model, not a curated record. The transcript is spliced from 4 exons. Lineage: Eukaryota; Fungi; Chytridiomycota; Chytridiomycetes; Spizellomycetales; Powellomycetaceae.
GGAAAUGAGCGCAAUCACAGAGAAAUACAUUGUCCACUGCGACGUAUGAUGUGGUUGCCGUUAAAUUUCCACAAUUUGCGAGUAUUUGGUGUCUGCAGAACGAGACACUAACCCCAUUUGAUUCUUGGCGCUUUCAAAAUGCUAAUCCUCAUACCACUCUCAACAUCAACAAUCCUCCUCCUCCUCCUCACCUUAUCCCUACCCACAAGCGCAACCGUGACCCCCAUCCUCACAACAACCUUCCAGCCCGCCACCAACGUCCCCUCCGUCCAAAACAUCGACUUCCCGCUGCACACCCACACCUACAACGCAACUAGUUUCCUCAAUACCGCCAUCUUCCACCCGGCCGACUCGCCAUUGGGACCAUGCAGGAUCAAAACUUACAAUGUGACGUAUUUACCCGACCCGAUAACGGGGGCAGUGGUGCCCGUGCUGGAUCCGACGACGGGGAUGGAUCCAGUCAUUGGGUUUUUUGAUGUGAGGGAUUUGUUGGCGGCGGGGUGUGGGCGGUAUGGGGCUGUUGCAUGGGCCAACGGAUGGCAUCAAACAUGCCCCAAUGGAACCAGCAUCGCCGAGCUACUCGCCACCCCAGGCAUCCUGCCCUGCUCCGCUCCCUCCACGCGCCCGCAAGUUGCGCUGUACAUGCAGUUAGGGCCGGUCCAUAAACAGUGCUGCCCAGACCCCGUCUUCGCCCGUGCCAGCAGCUGGUACGGCUUCACAUAUGAGGUCAGUCAUCAGUGCAGUUCAAAGUCCGAGCCGAAAGGACACGAUUUAUGCGAAUCUCAAUAUGCCCCAUGACCGUAGGAAAGCGCCUCCCUGGUCCCCGAGACGGGGCUCGACUACCAAACCUUCGCCUCCUUCGCGCUCAACAACGUCUUGACGUAUCAGGUCGAUUCCGACGGCGCCCUGGAGUACAUGACACCCUACAUGCAAUCCCGC